UUUUUUAUUUCAUCCAUGUAUCCGUUGAACUUCAAUAGUCAGGCAGGACUCAUCGCCCGACCCGUAACGAAUAACGAUGUCCUCCCUGACAUGAGCUCCUUGCAUUUGAGAGCCAUCCACGUCCCUUCCGCGGCCAUGAAGAAGAGAAAAAGAACCCCAAAACCGCUACCGCUACCGCCACCUCCCUCGACGCCUCCAACUCCACAAACCCAAGCCCGCCACUCCAUCAACACUGCAAAAGCCCAAGCCCAAUCCUGGGCCCCUCUCAAUCUCCCCAAGGACGAACUCUCCUUGCCCCUCACCUUCCCCACGGGCCAAACCUUCCGCUGGAAAAACACUGCCCCUUCUCAAUACACCGGCGUCGUUGCCUCCCACCUCGUAUCCCUCAAGCACCUUCAAAACGGCGACGUUUCCUACUGCCUCCACUCCCGCUCCCACUCCCACUCCGACAACGCCAGAACGGCCUUGCUCGAUUUCCUAAACGCCACCGUUUCUCUCGCUGACUUGUGGAACGCUUUUUCCGCUUCCGAUGCGAGGUUCGCCGAACUCGCCGGCCACUUAAGCGGUGCACGAGUUCUCCGGCAAGACCCUUUGGAGUGCCUGAUUCAGUUUUUGUGCUCUUCCAAUAACAACAUCGGAAGAAUCACCAAGAUGGUCAACUACGUGUCGUCCCUCGGAACCCACGUGGGAGACGUUGGAGGGUUUCAGUUCCACGCUUUCCCUACUUUGGAACAGCUUUCGUCGCUCUCAGAGCAACAACUCAGAGACGCUGGUUUUGGUUACAGGGCUAAAUAUAUAAUUGGGACGGUUAAUGCUUUGCAAUCAAAACCUGGUGGAGGGGAAGAAUGGCUUCGCUCUCUUCGUAAGUUGGAUCUUCAUGACGUUAUAUCUGAACUUUCUAAGUUACCCGGUGUGGGUCCUAAAGUGGCUGCUUGCGUUGCUCUCUUCUCGCUUGAUCAACACCAUGCCGUUCCUGUUGACACCCACGUCUGGCGGAUUGCCACAAAGUAUCUCUUACCUGAGCUUGCAGGUUCCCAGUUGACGCCAAAGCUCUGCGAUCGUGUUGCAGAGGCAUUUGUAUCGAAAUAUGGUAAAUAUGCUGGCUGGGCGCAGACUCUGUUAUUCAUAGCUGAAUUACCUUCGCAAAAGGCCAUCCUACCUUUACAUUUGCGGACAAUCAAACAACGUAAUUCUGCAAAGAUGGGAGACAGUGAAGAAGAAGUUGGUUAGAAAAGCAACUUUAGUCUUUCCAUAUUCACCUUAUAAAUUAGGCAUUGGACAUUCAACUUUCUGGCAAAUAUUUACCUCCUUUUUUCAACUAGAGUGAGAUCUACAGAUGGUGUGGCUCUCAGAGGAUAUAAAUGGACGAGACAUAGGUGUGACAUGCUGCUAUCAAGAAUUUGUUAGGUAGACCAUGGUGGUAGCUGACUGGUUAUUCUGUUAUGCACACUAUUGACUUCUCUUCGUCUGGCUUCCAUUUUUGUACUUUGCAUUUUAUUAGAUUUGAUUGAUCUGUUGUAACUUAUAGUGUACGUCUUUCUUCGUCAAAAAUUAAAAUAAAAAAAGAUUUAUUUUUCCUCAUGUUAUUUACUUUUUAGCUCCUGCAUAUAAAAGAACUCAUCUUUUGCUCA
Cajanus cajan (pigeon pea) is the source of this 1631-nucleotide messenger RNA. NCBI's taxonomy places the organism in Eukaryota, Viridiplantae, Streptophyta, Magnoliopsida, Fabales, Fabaceae. The record is from RefSeq and is a predicted model, not a curated record.